Molecule: messenger RNA, 1002 nt
Organism: Psylliodes chrysocephalus
Lineage: Eukaryota; Metazoa; Arthropoda; Insecta; Coleoptera; Chrysomelidae
Source: the annotation of a GenBank genome assembly
AUGUCUUUUCGACAAUACUCAGCUCAUAAUGAGUUGGUAAGUAAAAGUAUUUUUGAAGCAGCUUGGGAGGCCACGAAACAAGAAGGACUGGAAGAAUUGCAAUUAGCAAAAGAUAUUGGAGAAGUAGAUGAACAAGGAAAUGGUCUAAUUGCAGUUAUUGUUGACGGUGCAUGAACUUUAUCAAAGAACUUUAUCAAAGAACUUUAUCAAAGAACUUUAUCAAAGAACUUUAUCAAAGAAAUUUAUCAAAGAACUUUAUCAAAAAACUUUAUCAAAGAACUUUAUCAAAUAACUUUAUCAAAGAAUUUUAUCAAAGAACUUUAUCAAAGAACUUUAUCAAAGAACUUUAUCAAAGAACUUUAUCAAAGAACUUUAUCAAAGAACUUUAUCAAAGAACUUUAUCAAAGAACUUUAUCAAAGAACUUUAUCAAAGAACUUUAUCAAAGAACUUUAUCAAAGAACUUUAUCAAAGAACUUUAUCAUAGAACUUUAUCAAAGAACUUUAUCAAAGAACUUUAUCAAAGAACUUUAUCAAAGGACUUUAUCAAAGAACUUUAUCAAAGAACUUUAUCAAAGAACUUUAUCAAAGAACUUUAUCAAAGAACUUUAUCAAAGAACUUUAUCAAAGAACUUUAUCAAAGAACUUUAUCAAAUAACUUUAUCAAAGAACUUUAUCAAAGAACUUUAUCAAAGAACUUUAUCAAAGAACUUUAUCAAAGAACUUUAUCAAAGAACUUUAUCAAAGAACUUUAUCAAAGAACUUUAUCAAAUAACUUUAUCAAAGAACUUUAUCAAAGAACUUUAUCAAAGAACUUUAUCAAAGAACUUUAUCAAAGAACUUUAUCAAAGAACUUUAUCAGAGAACUUUAUCAAAGAACUUUAUCAAAGAACUUUAUCAAAGAACUUUAUCAAAGAACUUUUUCAAAGAACUUUAUCAAAGAACUUUAUCAAAGACCUUUAUCAAAUAACUUUUUUAAAGAACUUUAUACAAGAACUUUAUGA